AAUGAUUCGAAUAGUUUAGAUGAAGUGGAAGAGCCUGCAAGUGGAUCAGUGCAUGAAAUAGUACAGAAUGCCUAUGAUUUAGCUGUGGAUGCUGUGAUCUCACAAGGUUUAAGUUUGAAAAAAUCGGCUGAAAAAUUUGGUUUGUCUAAAACUGUUCUAUGGCGACGUGUACACAAAUCACCCUACUAUGUGAAACCAGAACGUAAUACAUCGAUAUUAAAACAGGCAUAUGAACGCUUAAAAAACGGGGAACAGUUAAAACAUGUUAGUCAAGAUUUAAAUAUACCAAUUUCUACACUUCACAGGCAUAGAUCACGUUUAAUUAAAAACGGUGAUUUGCCUGAUAAUUUAAAUCAUAGAAGAAUCAGUAGUAGCGAAAAGAAAGACUUAAGGCAAAGGUUAUUUAACGCUAUGAACGUCUGCAUCCAUGAAGGUACUUCUCUGAAUCAAACUGCAAUAAUGUUUGAUCUUCCCAAAAGUACUCUUUGGCGACAUUUGCAAAAACGCCAAGAAGCAGCAAAAUUAACAAUGGGAAUAACAGAUACCGAUGUAGAUGAUAUUGAUAACAACACAAAUUAAAAUAAUUUAUUUAAACAAUAUCUUUUCAUAUUGAAGACAAUAUUGUUUUAGAUAAUAUAUGUUUAAAACGUAAUCAUAUUGAAUAUGGGAGAUUUAAAAUAAUUUUAAACGUUUUGAUAUAAAAUAAAAAUAGA
Molecule: messenger RNA, 713 nt
Organism: Teleopsis dalmanni
Lineage: Eukaryota; Metazoa; Arthropoda; Insecta; Diptera; Diopsidae
Exons: 1
Molecular function (GO): DNA binding
Source: RefSeq, a predicted model, not a curated record